Molecule: messenger RNA, 1459 nt
Organism: Hypoxylon trugodes
Lineage: Eukaryota; Fungi; Ascomycota; Sordariomycetes; Xylariales; Hypoxylaceae
Product: lytic polysaccharide monooxygenase
Exons: 3
Coding region: 590-1459 (289 amino acids)
Source: RefSeq, a predicted model, not a curated record
AUUCAUUCUUUUACCAAUUUCAGACUCAUAAAAUUCUAAACUCGUAAGCACGAGCUUAUGCAUUCUCUACAUUUCUAUACACCGGACUGUAAGGACUUCAGAACCGAUCAUGGCUUCCAUAAGCUGUGGGCACUUCGGCGUGCUACCUAAAAUGAUGAGACGAUUGCCUGGAACCUAGGCUGUUAAAUUAUACGAUACUAGGCACUAUAUUUUAGACGUUUGCCCGGCUGGUUCAUCUAUGCUUAGGAAGCUAGGGAGAAUAUGAAAGGAGUUGCAGCCCCCUAUUCUUAGGCCUGAAGCCUUUGACUACCUCUAGAUGGCCGCACCAUGUAUUCCGGCGUCGUAUAUCCCCAGGCCGAGCGAUAUCGAAGCAAGAUUGAGUGGUCAGAGACACAGUCUUGUUAACGCCUUUAAAGUACUCAACGGCAUCGCAAUUCCUAUCGCUAGUAUUAUAUACUUAGAUAAGUAUAAAUAUCGCUCCUUUGAUGUGCCCUAAGCGCUCUCACGUUUUCUACCGGUUACUCAAUCGCGAAUCCUGAACUGAGGGUUCAGUGAUUUUUGAGCAGGCUUUUUUUUUUUUUUUUUUUUUAUGCCAUCAUUCGGCACUGUGCUUUUGGCUCUAGCCACCUCAGCAACUACUGCGUUGGGGCAUGGCCAUAUCCGGAGGGUUAUCGUCAAUGGUGUCACCUACCCGGGUUAUGAGCGAUGGGCAACUCAAGAUCAGAGUAAAGUGGUUACUUGGCAUUUUACGACAAAAGAUGAAGGUCCAGUCCCCAUAUCUAGUAUCAACGGACCCGAUAUUAUUUGCCACCUAGGAGCGACAAAUGCGCAAGGCUCCGUUCCAGUGGCUGCCGGUUCUCAAUUACAAGUCGUGCGUUUCAACACCAGGGGUGGUUUCCAACAUCCAGGCCCUGAGAUGCAUUAUCUCGCGUCCUGCGGCAGCGGCGGCUGCAAUAAUGUCGAUAAGAAUAAGCUUCGCUUUUUUAAGAUAUAUGAGAAAGGUCUUGUUAAGGGUGGUAUGGCGGAUGAUCCACAGUGGAACACCCAGAAAUGGGCAACCACUGAAGUUCACAAGGGUGUGCAAAAGGAGGGCGAAGGUUGGGUAGACACUUAUACUGUACACAUCCCUCAGAACAUCAAGCCUGGUUCUUAUAUCCUUCGACACGAACUCCUGGGACUACAUAUGGCUUAUGAAGGCAACGCCGAAUUCUACCCACAGUGUGUUAAUCUCGAAAUCUCGGGCUCGGGUACUCAACAGCCAGCGGGCGUAUCUGCUAUGGAGCUGUACCACAGCAGCGACCCGGGGAUUGACCUUGACAUCUGGAAAAACCUACAAUCGUACCAAAUUCCAGGACCGGCUCUUUCCAGCGUAGCUUCGAAGCGGGAUACCAAUGGGGAUGCCCCCCAUGGGCAUAGCCACAGGGCUCACGCGCACAAGCACCACGGGCAAGUUGCUUAA